Messenger RNA from Phyllopteryx taeniolatus (common seadragon), 2488 nucleotides. It is a transcript of the gene rgrb, whose product is annotated as retinal G protein coupled receptor b. The record is from RefSeq and is a predicted model, not a curated record. Gene Ontology annotation, molecular function: G protein-coupled receptor activity. The transcript is spliced from 7 exons. Gene Ontology annotation, cellular component: membrane. The coding region runs from base 427 to 1314 and encodes 295 amino acids. NCBI's taxonomy places the organism in Eukaryota, Metazoa, Chordata, Actinopteri, Syngnathiformes, Syngnathidae. Gene Ontology annotation, biological process: G protein-coupled receptor signaling pathway; phototransduction; visual perception.
UCUUGUGAAUUCUCAUACAACUGAAAUCACUGCACAGAUUAAAUAACAGCAUAGUAUAAUUGAGUUGCGUUUCGCAUUUCAUAUUUACACGUCAGCUUGUAAAUAUCAUAAAAGGUUCUAUUUUCUCUUCUCACAUCUUACUGAGGGAGCAUUUGAACUCGUGAGAGAUGAAGGCUGACACGUUUACAAAUAAAUCAGAGCAAAGGGUUCUUGUUAGGACAUUCUUGGGGGGAUUGCAGCAGCACUGAGUAACAAAUCUUAAACUCAUUGUUCUGUUUUUCCGCCCUCCCCUUCAUGUGACAGGGGGGCCAGAAAACAAAGGUUCACUUGGGACACGUCGCCGGAUAGGUUCAUUUUACACUUUUUGUGCGAGAGGGACGUGAGUUGGGAAAAGUCCAACAGUUGUUGUGGUCCUCAGUCGACAACAUGGCGGCGUACACGUUACCCGAGGGCUUCGCCGAUUUUGACAUGUUCUUGUUCGGCUCUGCGCUCUUUGUCGGCGGCGUCCUCGGGUUCCUCCUGAACGCCGUCACCGUCGCCUCCUUCCUGGGCGUCCGGGAGCUGAGGACGCCCAGUAACUACCUGGUCUUCAACUUGGCCCUGGCCGACAUCUGCCUCAACGUGAACGGACUCACGGCCGCCUACGCCAGCUACCUCCGACAUUGGCCCUUUGGCCAGAACGGAUGCGCUUAUCACGGCUUCCAGGGCAUGAUCGCCGUCCUGGCAUCCAUCAGCUUCAUGGCAGCCAUCGCUUGGGACCGAUAUCACCAGUACUGCACCAGACAAAAGCUCUUCUGGAGCACAGCAAUCGUUAUGAGUGCCAUCAUCUGGGUCCUGUCCAUCUUCUGGGCCACCGUCCCGCUCAUGGGCUGGGGCGUGUACGACUUUGAACCCAUGAGGACCUGCUGCACGCUGGACUACACCAGAGGAGACAGGGACUUUGUCACCUUCAUGCUUACCCUAGUGUUGCUCUACUUGACCUUCCCGGCGCUCACCAUGCUGUCGUGCUACAGCUCCAUUUACAAACACUUCAAGAAAAUCCAUCACCACCGGUUCAACACCAGUUUGCCGUUGAGGGUGAUGCUAAUGUGCUGGGGCCCUUACGUCCUCAUGUGCAUUUACGCUUGCUUCCAAAACGUCAACGUCAUAUCGCCAAAGCUACGAAUGGUGCUUCCGGUGGUGGCCAAGACCAACCCCAUCUUCAACGCGCUGCUCUACUCUUUCGGUAACGAGUUCUACCGCGGCGGCGUGUGGUACUUCCUUACCGGGCAGAAGAUAGCCGAGCCAGAUUUGAAGAAGUCCAAGUCCAAAUAGAUAAAAAAGAUGAGCAUUUUCUUGGAACUGUUUGUACAGUUUUAAUAAUAUUUCACUGUGGGUACCUCCUUUUUAAAAUGUGACAUGAUGAAAACUGCCUCCAGGCUUUCAGACGAGCCUGUCUAUCAAGUUUUAUGAACAAAAAGUAUUUGGAUGCAAAUACUCUUUAGUUUUUCGCUAAACCAAACAUGCUUACAAAAUACAUAUUUACCUGUUUGAAUAUCCCCAAAAGCAUCCCUACACAUUGGCAGUACGAAAAUAAACUCAUUGAUGACUUCGAACUGUUUCCGAUAUGCAAUUGCAGUUAAUAAUAACCCAACUAGUUCAUCGCUGGUCAGAUAAGCUUUAAAGGUAGCCUACUCCAAAUUUUAUUUGCAAGAAAAAUCCUAACUUGGGUUGAAACCCUGAUUCUUUAUGCAUCACAAGACUGAAUGCUUCCAACUUUGUGGGAACAAAUGGUUUAUUUGAGUGAGUUUGGUAUGUAAGAACCUGAAACCACAUUUGAAUGAGAACAGAUGGUAAGGCAGGACCUCCCUUUCGGUGUCCCAAUACUUUUGUCCACAUCGUUGACAGUGAGUAAAUCAGUGAAUAUAACAAAUGAUGCAUUCACGUACUGUAUAGACAGGAAUGUUAAUCCAUAAAUAAGUAGUUCAGAUGGAGUGAUUUAUUGUAAUAAUUAAAUCAUGACUGCAACAACAUACAACAGCUUGGGAUCUUUUUUUUUGUUUUUUUUUUGCUUUCACAAAUGACGGGUCCCUGAAUGCACUGUGGUGAUCUGCUUAACAAAUUCGCUCCAGUUAAGCUGCCAGGAGACGCAAGCCGGUCGUCACACUGACCUGCGAGGCACAAAGCGGUGGCGUCAAUGGCGGCACAUCGUGGUGGGAGUGGAGGGGAUAAUGGUUCAGGGGGCCCUGCUGGGAAUACAACAUCGUCGUAUUAACCUUUACAACAAAAUCAUUCUACUUUCUGGUUGAUUGAUCUCAUUAGAUUGUGUACCUCAGUGAUUUCAAACCAUGUAGUGUGCCAUGAGAGAUCAACAGGUGUGCCACAGGAAAUGAUCAAUUUACCCGAAAAUGUUUUCAAUUCCCCCAGAAAUAACAUCUUUUGUUCAUCUAUCUAUGUCAGUGACAUAUAGUGACGCAGGCAGAACAAUUAAAUACUCUUAAGUACUGUA